This is a messenger RNA of Amaranthus tricolor (Joseph's coat), 2827 nucleotides long. RefSeq names its product calcium-dependent protein kinase 20-like. NCBI's taxonomy places the organism in Eukaryota, Viridiplantae, Streptophyta, Magnoliopsida, Caryophyllales, Amaranthaceae. Gene Ontology annotation, biological process: protein autophosphorylation; peptidyl-serine phosphorylation; intracellular signal transduction. Gene Ontology annotation, molecular function: calcium/calmodulin-dependent protein kinase activity; calcium-dependent protein serine/threonine kinase activity; calmodulin binding. The record is from RefSeq and is a predicted model, not a curated record. The transcript has 7 exons. Bases 654 to 2237 code for a protein of 527 amino acids. Gene Ontology annotation, cellular component: nucleus; cytoplasm.
UGGUAGCUACCCCUAUAAAUGAGGAUCAUGAUUCAUGAAUAUCAAGACAAAAUUAGGAAGAGGUCAACUUGGGAGGUGGAUGAAGGUGAGGGUUUGACUUCUUACAUGUUUUUCAAGUACUAACCCCUUCACAUCUUGUAUAUGAAAAUCAAAUCUUUCUCUUUAUAGAUGUUUCCCUCUUUCCUCUCUUUUUCUCUCUAUCUUACCUUACCUACCACCUCCAUCCUGCCCUCUUUCCCAAAUCUAAUCUCCUACAAUAAUUCCCAGAAUCUCUCUUCCAGUAUAUCCACAUUUUCACAAUUCUAACUUUUCUUCUACAACACAACCCAUUUUUUAUUUUCUGUUCAUUGGUAUAAACAAUUGAAGUUUAUUAUACCUUUUUUUUUCUCGGGUUGGAGAAUUGGGCUGUAUUGAGAUCCACAACUCCUUUUUUCUAUACAAAGUUUUGAUCUUUAUUCCCAGAUUUCAUUCAUUUCUUGAGAGAUAUGAUAGGGUUUUGAUGGAAUUGUAUAAAUAAACACUUUUUGCUGGAAAUUAUACUUUUUCUUGAUUUGGGUUUUUAAAGAUUAUGAAUUUUCUAUUAAGGGCAGAAAUUUGUUUUUCAUCUUGUUAAUUUUCUGGAUAAAAAGAGGUGCAUUUUUUUUUUAUCAUAAAUGGGGAAUUGUUGUGUAACACCAAAUAGUGGUGAAGGUGUUGGGAAGAAAAAAAGGAAGAAUAAAAAAGAAAAUAGAUUUGCUAGUGAUUAUAAAAAUAGUGGGACCAAAUUGUUAGUUUUGAGAGAGCCAACAGGACAUAAUAUUGAAGAGGCUUAUGAACUUGGUGGAGAGCUAGGAAGAGGUGAAUUUGGAGUUACAUAUUUGUGUACUGAAAAAUCAACUAGUGAAGUUUUUGCUUGUAAGAAGAUAUCUAAAAAGAAGCUUAGAACUCCCAUUGAUAUUGAGGAUGUUAGGAGGGAAGUUGAGAUCAUGAGGCAUAUGCCUAAACACCCAAAUAUUGUGAGUCUUAAGGAUACUUAUGAGGAUGAUUAUGCUGUUCAUUUGGUUAUGGAGUUGUGUGAGGGAGGUGAAUUGUUUGAUAGGAUUGUUUCUAGAGGGCAUUACACUGAAAGAGCAGCUGCUGUUGUUUUGCGCACUAUUGUUGAAGUUGUUCAGGUAUGCCACAAGGAUGGAGUGAUUCAUCGAGACCUAAAACCCGAGAACUUUCUUUUUGCAAACAAGAAGGAAACAGCUGCACUGAAAGCCAUUGAUUUCGGGCUUUCAGUGUUUUUCACUCCGGGCGAAAGAUUUGACGAAAUUGUGGGGAGCCCUUACUAUAUGGCUCCUGAAGUACUUAAAAGAAAUUAUGGUCCUGAAGUAGAUAUCUGGAGUGCUGGAGUUAUCCUCUACAUUUUGCUGUGUGGUGUUCCACCCUUUUGGGCAGAAACCGAGCAAGGAGUAGCACAAGCAAUUAUUAGGUCCGUCAUAGAUUUCAAAAGGGAUCCUUGGCCUAGAGUUUCCGAUAAUGCAAAAGAUCUUGUACGAAAGAUGCUUGACCCUGAUCCUGCACGCAGACUUACCGCUCAGCAGGUGUUAGAUCAUCCUUGGUUACAAAACAUUAAUAAGGCUCCUAAUGUUUCUUUAGGCGAAACUGUGAAAGCUAGACUUAAACAGUUCUCCGUAAUGAACAAGCUCAAGAAAAGAACUCUAAGGGUUAUUGCCGAGCAUUUAUCAGUCGAAGAAGUUGCUGGAAUGAAGGAAGGAUUUGCGUUGAUGGACACUGGGAAAAGGGGAAAAAUUGGCAUUGAUGAAUUGAAAGUCGGGUUACGUCAACUUGGUCAUCAGAUUUCAGAUACCGAUCUCCACAUUCUAAUGGAUGCUGGUGACGUAGAUAAGGAUGGACACUUGAAUUACGGAGAGUUUGUAGCAAUAGCCGUUCAUCUGAGGAAAAUGGGCAACGAUGAGCACUUGCAAAAAGCGUUCUUAUUUUUCGAUCGAAAUAAAAGCGGAUAUAUCGAAAUAGAAGAAUUGAGGGAUGCUUUAUCUGAUGACGAACUUGACAACAACAGCGAGGAGGUUAUAACCGCCAUAAUGAGAGACGUUGAUACUGAUAAGGAUGGGCGAAUAAGUUACCAGGAAUUUGCCACAAUGAUGAAAGCCGGAACAGAUUGGAGAAAAGCUUCAAGGCAGUAUUCACGAGAACGAUUUAAUAGUCUGAGCUUGAAGUUGAUGAAGGAUGGUUCAUUGCAAAAGGACAAGUGAGGGAAGAUAACUGUCGGUGUGAUCGACAGAUAUGAUUUUUAUUGAAUUUCUUCCGUUCUUAUUGACGUUGUCUUGCAUUCAUGAACGAAUAGGGCUCCUUUGUUUACUGGAACAUACUUCGUCAGUCCCUUUGAAUUUGCUACACAACAUGCCAAAAGCUCUCACUUUGAUAAGCCCAGAUUAAGUCGAGGGCAUUGAUGCCUUUGAAAAGGUACAUAAAUCGGAAGAAGUGACGCUUGCUCGGUUUUUCGGUGUAAAUGUGUAAUGUCUCAAAUAUAGCAAGAUCAUAUUCCUGGUUUUCAUAGGUAAAAAAGAAAAAUUUAUAUUCCAUACAUGUGUCCAUGUUCUUGGUACAGAAAUGCAGGAUUUUUCAUAUCUUUAAUGGAUUUGAUGAUGCAAGAAACAAGAAUUAUUCAGCAGCUUUAUACCUGAUAUUGUGUACUUUGUAAAUUGUGUAUUAUUUUGACCAAGAAAUGUUGAAUCUUCAAUAGAAUCAUGUUGGCAUGGCAUGAAGAGAAUUGAUUCAUUUCUUUUUUAUUUAGUUUUAUACAUCGGAAAUUGCUGAAAGUGUCGGCGGUUCUAAUUUGCUU